AUGAAAACAAUAAUAUUAAAAAAAAGACCAUUGGAUAACGAAACAAUUUUAGAAAGUUUAUCACCUAAAAUAUUAAAAUGUGAUAAUAAUAAUAAUAAAAUAAAUAAUAAUAAAAGUGUUGAUUGUAUUAAAAUUAGAGAUUUAUAUAAAAUUAGUUUUCCACAUCAUUAUAAUAGAUUAUCAAAUUUUAAUAAAUUAAAAAAUAAAGGAAUAAUUUCAGAUGAUGGUGUUUGGAAUAGUGAAAAUCUUAGCCAAAAUUUUAAACACACAACUUCAGCAUUUAGUAUUUUAUCAUCUUUAAAAAGUGAUUCGUAUUCAAUUAAAAAUGAUUCAAAAGUAAUUUUAUUAUCAUUUUAUAGUGAUACUGGUUACGAUGAGAGUUAUUGUUAUAAAUAUGAUACAUUUCAAUAUUUAAUUUGUAUUCCAAAUAAAAUUGAAUCAAUUAAUGGUGAAAUAAAUUUAGAAUAUUCAAGAUUUAUCAAAGCAUCAUUUAAAAUCUCUUCAAAAUAUGAUUAUUAUGAACAUUUUGAAAAUGAUGAUUCUGGAUAUGAUGGUGUUUUAUUAAAAGAUGAAUCAUAUUAUGAUUUUGAAUUAUUCGAUAUUAACGAACCAACAUUUGAUGAUGAUGAUGAUGAUGAUGGUGAUGAUGGUGGUAAUAAAAAACUAUCAUUUAAAAAUUAUGAUCCAGAAUCAAUCGAAUCAGAAGCUGGAAUUUCAGUAUUUGAAUUAUGGUUUGGUAAAUUUAAUGAAAGUAAUCAAGAAGAGGUUGAAUAUGUUAAAGAGAGUUAUGUUAAAGGUUUAGUUGAAUUUUCAAGAAAUUCAUUAUCAUUUUCAUCAUAUUAUUAUCAAAAUAAAUUUUUCCAACUCACUGGUUUUAAUAGAGAAGAACGAACGGAUAAAAGAGUUCCCUUUGGAUAUGAUUACAAUCAUUUAUUUUCAUCAGUAUAUCCAAUUAAACAAAAUUAUAAAUUAUUCAAUGAUAGUGUUGAAAAUAAUCAAAAAUUUAAAUUAACUGAUAUUUCAAAAACACCAAAAGAUGUUAAAACACUUUUACAAAAUAUCAUAUGGAAAAAUAGUAUUUUUUUUUUAACUGAAUAUUAUAUUAAAAAAUUUAAUAAAGAAGAAGAAGAAGAAGAAAAUGAAAAACCAUAUUUUGGCAAAGGGUUGGGUCAAUUUGUAAGGGAAUCAAUAAUUUUAGAAAAUGAAUUAUCAUUUUCAGAAGAUUAUUAUUCAGCUGGAAUGAUUUCUUCAUAUGAUUUUAAAUUCUUAAUUCCAUAUGAUGACAAUAAUAAUUUAAUUAUUAAUCUAAAAUAUUAUGAUAGUAGUUUUAAAGAAGAAAUUAAUUUCACUGUUGAAGAUAAAUUAGUUAAUUCUAAUAAUGGAUGUUGUAUUUCAGAAAGAUAUGGUUUUAAUAAUUUAUAUUCAUAUGAAUUACAGGAAGAAAGAGAAAAAAUUCGAUAUGAUAAAAAAUUAAUUUCUGAUGGAAUUGAUUUGAAAAGUUUAUCAUUCUCUCAAUUUAUCUCACUAUUACUUAAAAAGAAAUAUCCAAAUAUUUAUUUUAAACUUUCAGAUGUUUUUGCGGUUUCAGGUUUUGAUUGUUUAAUUGAUUUUACUGAUGACGAAAAUAAAAGUUUAAAACCAAAAAUUGAUAAAGUCGCAAAUUUUAAUUGUUUAGCUAAGAUUUCAAAUGAAUAA
Messenger RNA from Dictyostelium discoideum AX4, 1695 nucleotides. RefSeq lists its product as hypothetical. Bases 1 to 1695 code for a protein of 564 amino acids. The record is from RefSeq and is a predicted model, not a curated record. NCBI's taxonomy places the organism in Eukaryota, Evosea, Eumycetozoa, Dictyosteliales, Dictyosteliaceae. The transcript has 3 exons.